Messenger RNA from Clupea harengus (Atlantic herring), 7152 nucleotides. RefSeq names its product flocculation protein FLO11-like. Bases 4505 to 7045 code for a protein of 846 amino acids. The transcript has a single exon. Lineage: Eukaryota; Metazoa; Chordata; Actinopteri; Clupeiformes; Clupeidae. The record is from RefSeq and is a predicted model, not a curated record.
UUGGGAAGUCAUUUGCAUGUGGUUAAAUGACCAGAAAAAAGCCCCAUACACAUCGUGUGCACUGGUAUGGGCUUGCACAGCCAUGCCGCUAGACAGUGUGCAAUUGCUGAUUAAGGUUAAAACUAUUUUUCACAAUUACAUUGGUUUUGAAGAGGGUAGGUGUGGUUUAAAAUGAAUGUGUGGUGUCUGCUUUAAAGGCAGCAUCUGUGACCAGAUAACAGCACAAGAGAAACACAACUCAAGACUGCUUCUUCUAAAGUGGGUGAUUUAUUACUAAUAUGAUUUGGUCUCAACCUUGUAAGCUGGUAGUAUUUGACAUUUGAAGUCUCAUUUUGUGUAUCUCUUUUUGAACAGAAAGAUGAAGAUCUUAAUUGUAUUUGUUUGGAUGGUUCACCUGUGUUCUUGUUUCUCAGUAAGUAUAUGAACCUCUGUCAGUUUCGAACAGGGCAACUGCAUGUAUUUUAAAUGUUUUUGGGUAUGUUUUAUGAGCCUCUGUAUGACUCCUCUGCAUGUAUACUCCUUUCUGAAGAUACAAAAACAGGCCAGAAGAGCUCGUCAGCUGGGAUGGUGGUUGGGAGACGACUACGAUUACAACUAUCAACCUGUCAUUGAUUUUGAUCCCCCUAAAGACCCCGCCCCAAAGCCUCCACCUGCCCCAGCCCCUACCCAAAAACCUGUGCCUAAUCCUGCCCCAAUACCAAAGCCAGCCCCUACCCCAAAACCUUGUCAAACGCCUGCCCCUCCCCCUUCCAGCACCAGCCCUGCUCCAGAUGUCACUACCACAUCCGCUCCGCAGCCAGUCUUUCUCUUUCCUGCCGCGAAUGGGGAGUCGCCUCAGGUUUUUCUCUUGCCUCCUUCAUCUGGUGGUGCUCAGAAUGUCUUCGUAUUCCCUGCUGGUUUAGAGUCUUUGGUGCCUGAGACUGACUUGGGACCUUCCACCAAUCCUGGGUCACAAUCAACUACCGCGCCACCCUCCGCAUCCUCUCUGGCUCCUCCAGCCGGGCGUCUACCACCUGUGAUCAUCUUCCCUGGCAUAGUGCUUCCAAUUCCUGAAGAGGGAGAGGAUUUUGAUCUGGCUUCUAUUCUCUCACAGUUGCUAGGAAGGGAGAUUUUCCCUGCACAGAUUAAAUCUUAUCCUAUUAAACAAAACUACAAAGAAUGACCAGUGCUUGGGUUGGGUUUGGUUGUAAUCUGAUGGCUUCAUGUGUAUUGUGUGAAAUUAUAUUUCUUGGUUUUGUAUUGCCAAUUGCCUGAUUGCAAAUAAAAUGAUUUUUUUUCUUUAAAUGAAUAAAAUGAUCAGAAAGAAAUAAUCAGCUGUGUGACAUCCUGAUUUGGAGAUGACAACUGUCAUGACGGGGUUAAAUCUUAAUACGCACCAUAAGUUUUGACAAAACUACACAAACAGCAUGGUAAAGUAACUAAUUUCUACAUUCUUGACAUUCAUAUCCUCUGAUGCAUCACAAUUCUGCAAGAAGCAACCCAAAUCUUGCCUAGGGAGUGUGCAAGAAUGAAUCAGUUCAUACAGUAUAUUUCCAUUUUUUUACCUACAAGAGACGACCUUUUAAUUUAGCCAGGUAGAACAGGGUAAUUUGGGGUAAGUUAACCAGGCUCUGUUUAUUAUUUCUUCUGCACUUUAAAUUGUUUCUUCCACCUGUGUUUGCCUGUAAAUGUAUAACAUUGUGGCUGGAGGGUAACUUCCAUGUCAAACCUUGUUGACUUUUGCGGCUUCAACAGAUUGUUUGUUUUUGAGGUGGUGAUGUUUAUUACGUUCCCAUUUUGCAUUCAGUAACCCGUCUAAGCAAAGCAACAGGGAUUUGGGAUGUAUGCGUCUGCCCUUUCAUUUUGUGGUUGGUCUGGUAAAACAACAUGUUUACAAGUGAUGGGAUCAUCACAUCAUGGGAGACUUUUCCACCAACUGUUUAGAAAAACAUGUCAAGACUGUCAUUUGUCAUUGUUCACAUCUCUAAUUUAGGUUUAUUUUCAGACUUUUUUUCCAACAACUCAUUAUUUUUUUGACACAUAAUAAAGAAUACACUUCCGGCGAUGUCAAAGAAAGUGAAUUACAAUGAGGAAAUCCGUUGAGGGGGAAUACUGAUCAUGUACAUGCUUUAUAUAAGCCGGCAUGGUCACUGACCAGUCUUAUUUCCAGUCAAAGGCAGUAGAUUGCUGUUGAAGAAAACUCCACUUUCACUGUUGGAUACAGUUUAUCCUGGAAACCUAGUGUGCACAGUGAAUAAGGUAAAGUUUAAUUCUCCUCUAAUUUGCAUUGGGCAAUGUUUAGGUAAUAGCUCCUUCAUAGGUUCAGAUGUGUUCUCUGUUGAGUUAAAUAGUAGAUCACAAAAGGACAUGCAGUAAGUACUUCAAAUGCUUUUUAAUAAACAGCCAACUCUGUUUUCUCAUAGGACACAAGACGACAAUGGAUGGACUUAAAAUUGCAUUUUUUGUUUGCUUAAUCGCUGCAACAGCCUCUACAAUUUCAGUAAGAAGGAAAAAAAACAAUUGCAUUAAUUUCACUUGAAAUGAGUCUACGAGCUAAAUAAUAAUUGUCUCAUUGCUCUGCGUCCUUGUGCAACAGGCCGGCUUGGACCCUCAGCAGCUCAGAUCUCUCCUUCAACUCAGCCUGGAAUCUCUGGAAUCUAAUGAGUCUUCCUCGGAGGAAGUUGCCACGGCUGACGCCCCCCUUCUACCUGUCGAGCCAGCACCCAUGGCGGAGAGCACCCCCAACACCACUCAUCCAGUGGUCACCAACACAACCACAGGACCUGCUGAAGCAACCUUGGAGCCACAGACUUAUGAACCAGGCUUAGAGUUCCUUGGAACAGGCGCCACUCCUCCUCAACCAGCAGGCACAUUCUCGCCGGAGUCUCCCACAAUGGAGACCACCAAUGUUGCCCCACCUGAGCCUUACCCACUAGAGAAAAACAGCUCUUUGCCUGGACCUGCCAGAGGUGAUAACAUGUAGCACAGUUGUAAUGUUUUGUAUUAACCAGUAUACCCACCACAUUUGAAUGACUCACCACACAUGGUGAGUCAUAAGAAAUGUGUUGUUUGUACUGCCUCAUGUUUAUCCUAUGUCAGAUAUAUACUGUGACUAAAACUGAAAUACGAGCCAUACGUUUUUAAUUAUGAUGAAAGAAUCAAUAUGUUGCAUAGACAUAUAUCCCAAAACCUUUGUUUGGUGAUAUAAUCAAAUGCCGUAUGUAUCAAGGUGCUGAUAUAAAUAAACUGAAACCUCUAUUUUAAAUGUGACAAAGGUACAUUAUUUUGACGAGUGAGAGGAUGAUUAACUCAAGAUUUUGCAUUUGCUACGAUGGUGACGUUUCAGACAAACAGAAAAACAGCUCUUUGCCUGGACCUGCCAGAGGUGAUAACAUGUAGCACAGUUGUAAUGUUUUGUAUUAACCAGUAUACCCACCACAUUUGACUGACUCACCACACAUGGUGAGUCAUGAGAAAUUUGUUGUUUGUACUGCCUCAUGUUCAUGUUUACCCUAUGUCCGAUAUAUACUAAUGUGACUAAAACUGAAAUACGAGCCAUACGUUUUUAAUUAUGAUAAAAAAAUAAAUAUGUUGCAUAGACAUAUAUCCCAAAACCUGUGUUUGGUGAUAUAAUCAAAUGCCGUAUGUAUCAAGGUGCUGAUAUAAAUAAACUGAAACCUCUAUUUUAAAUGUGACAAACGUACAUUAUUUUCACAUGUGAGUGGAUGAAUAACUCAAGAUUUUGCAUUUGCUACGAUGGUGACGUUUCAGACACUGUUCUACAGAUUACACUCUGCAUGACAUUUAAUGCUGGAAUAAAUGUGGCUUCAAUGUUACUUCUGCAUUGCCAUAUUGUGUCAACACUCAUCUUAACCACAGGAGUUGAAAAAAAAAACAGCCUGGUUACAGCUCAAUAAAAGAAAGACACUCUGCCUCUCUGGUUCUGACAUAUAAAAGAACACUGGUUGACAUUUUCAAACGAAUGCCCGAUGUGCAGAGAACAUGAACUUGUGCUUCAUCAUCUUAACUGUCCCAACCCUGAGUGCACUGGCUCUUCGUAAUGUGAGUACAGAGUAAUUUUUCACAAUUGAAUAUAAAGGAGCAAAUAUUAACAGUCCCUGCCCGACUUGAAUCUAAAGGUUUAUUGGAAUAUCUGUUUUUCAAUAAUACUGUAAUGAUGCCAAGAGUGCAGUCAUACUAUUUUCUACACACGUUUUCUAAAAUUCUAUCAUUAUGUUAAUUCACUCAGACAUAGAGUGAAGGCGGAAUGUGGAUAAAUGUACCUGUAAUUUUGUUAGAAGAAAAACCAUAAUUUUAUGAAACCCAUCCAUAGUGAUCAUGUAAUAUGCAGUCUAAAUGUAUUCUUAUUUCUAAUUAUUUGUUUCUUGUUCAAUAAGUAAAUUUGAUCUCGGAAAGCUUUUUGUCAACCACUUCAAUCUCCCUGAUACUAACAAAAAUGCACUAAGCUCAUCAUCAAUUGAAGAACAUGUGAUAUUGUCUAACGACAGUAUGAAUAUGUACUGAAAUGACCGAUUUCUAUCAAGUACAUCAUUGCCAUUAUAUCUCUCUCUUGCUGCCCCCUCAGGUCCCACAGCGCUCAUCUACAGGGACCUCUACAUGUUUAAACAAGAAAAAAUAUUCAAAUCUCCCAUUCACAAUGUGUGUGGAUAAAACUAAUUCAGACAAGCAGCCUCCAGUCAUCUCCAUUCCUCCAGGUUCCCUCAUGUCUACAUUACUGAAGGUCAAGACUGAUAUGCGACAACGUUGGACUUUUAAAACAAAAAGAAAUCCUGAGAUAUAUCCACCUCUUCGCAAAAUCAAGAUAAUGGUAUUCCCUAUUACAUCUAUAGAUCAAGUAAUAAAGUUGUUGAGAAGAAAACCAACGUCAACAACUUCUACAACCACACAACAAACAACUUCAACUCAGGAUUCUACUUCUACAAUUUCAACCGACAGCACUCAAGAUUCUAUUUCUACAACUCAAUCUAAAACCACUCAAGAACCUAUAUCUACAACUCCAUCUGAAACAACCACAUCCGGAGAUUCUGCUUCUACAACUUCAACUGACACCACUGAAGAACCUACAUCUACAACUGAAACCACUGAAGAACCUACAUCUACAACUGAAACCACUGAAGAUUCUGCUUCUACAACUUCAACUGACACCACUGAAGAACCUACAUCUACAACUGAAACCACUAAAGAUUCUGCUUCUACAACUUCAACUGACACCACUGAAGAACCUACAUCUACAACUCUAACUGAAACCACUGAAGAUUCUGCUUCUACAACUUCAACUGACACCACUGAAGAUUCUGCUUCUACAACUUCAACUGACACCACUGAAGAACCUACAUCUACAACUCCAACUGAAACCACUGAAGAUUCUGCUUCUACAACUUCAACUGACACCACUGAAGAUUCUGCUUCUACAACUUCAACUGACACCACUGAAGAACCUACAUCUACAACUGAAACCAGUGAAGAUUCUGCUUCUACAACUUUAACUGACACCACUGAAGAUUCUGCUUCUACAACUUCAACUGACACCACUGAAGAACCUACAUCUACAACUGAAACCACUGAAGAUUCUGCUUCUACAACUUUAACUGACACCACUGAAGAUUCUGCUUCUACAACUUCAACUGACACCACUGAAGAACCUACAUCUACAACUCCAACUGAAACCACUGAAGAUUCUGCUUCUACAACUUCAACUGACACCACUGAAGAUUCUGCUUCUACAACUUCAACUGACACCACUGAAGAACCUACAUCUACAACUCUAACUGAAACCACUGAAGAUUCUGCUUCUACAACUUCAACUGACACCACUGAAGAACCUACAUCUACAACUGAAACCACUGAAGAUUCUGCUUCUACAACUUUAACUGACACCACUGAAGAUUCUGCUUCUACAACUUCAACUGACACCACUGAAGAACCUACAUCUACAACUGAAACCACUGAAGAACCUACAUCUACAACUCUAACUGAAACCACUGAAGAACCUACAUCUCCAACUCCAACUGAAACCACUAGAGAUUCUGCUUCAACAACUUCAACUGACACCACUGAAGAUUCUGCUUCUACAACUUCAACUGACACCACUGAAGAACCUACAUCUACAACUCCAACUGAAACCACUGAAGAUUCUGCUUCUACAACUUCAACUGACACCACUGAAGAUUCUGCUUCUACAACUUCAACUGACACCACUGAAGAACCUACAUCUACAACUCCAACUGAAACCACUGAAGAUUCUGCUUCUACAACUUCAACUGAGACCACUGAAGAACCUACAUCUACAACUCCAACUGAAACCACUGAAGAUUCUGCUUCUACAACUUCAACUGAGACCACUGAAGAACCUACAUCUACAACUCUAACUGAAACCACUGAAGAACCUACAUCUCCAACUCCAAUUGAAACCACUAGAGAUUCUGCUUCAACAACUUCAACUGACACCACUGAAGAUUCUGCUUCUACAACUUCAACUGACACCACUGAAGAACCUACAUCUACAACUCCAACUGAAACCACUGAAUAUUCUGCUUCUACAACUUCAACUGAGACCACUGAAGAACCCACAUCUACAACUUCAACUGAGACCACUGAAGAACCUACAUCUACAACUCCAACUGAAACCACUGAAGAUUUUGCUUCUACAACUUCAACUGACACCACUGAAGAUUCUGCUUCUACAACUUCAACUGACACCACUGAAGAACCUACAUCUACAACUCCGUCUGAAACCACUGAAGAUUCUGCUUCUACAACUUCAACUGAAACCACUGAAGAACCUACAUCUACAACUUCAACUGACACCACUGAAGAUUCUGCUUCUACAACUCUAACUGAAACCACUGAAGAACCUAUAUUUACAAGUCCAACUGAAACCACUGAAGAUUCUGCUUCUACAACUUCAAUUGACACCACUCAAGGAACAGAGGGCCCUCAACAAUCUAUUUCUACAAUUCCAAAUGAAACAACUCAGCCUGUUUCGGAAACCUCUGUGACACCUGAGGAAGGAAGAGGAGAUGUCCCUUCUGGCACUGGCAGUUAAAUGUUUGAAAACUAGCCAGAACAUACAGACAUUUCUGAAAUUAGAUAUUGAUGGAGAUAAUUUCAAACCACUGUUAAUGACUUCAGAAUAUAUUUAUCAAGUGCCUU